AUGUGUAACAGUAAAGUUUCAGCAGUUCAUGAUAGUAGUGUUCAUUUUGAUGAGCACUUAUUCACGGCGAGUUUGGAAAAUUCGUCAGAUGUUAUUCAUCAACUAACUACAAAACCACCACCUGAACAGUCAAAUAAAAAUGUACGAUUGUCAUCCACAGUAUUUCCAUAUUCCUACGAUUUACUUCUUCAAGUUCAUAUCCACUUAAAUGAAUCCAAAGACUUUUUCUUCAAUGGAACUGUGACAAUAAAUGUUAUCAGUACUGUGUCAACCAAAGAAUUCUUUGUUCAUGCGUACCAUAAUCUGAAUAUAAGCUUGGAUCAAGUUCGUGUUGGAAUCGUUCGCCACAAAGAUUUUCAUUCCCUGUCAAACAUGGCUUUACAGAGCACAGAAAUACUCGAUAAUAACUGGCGUCUAGAUCGGUAUGAACCAAGUGUAAAUAUGUCUUCAUAUUUGUUAGCAUUUGUAGUCUCACAAUUUUCCAAAAUUGAAGGCAAAGAUUCCAGAGGAAGAAAUUAUGGUUUUGGUGAUUAUGCUAGACACAGUUUAACUUUUUCAUUCAAUCAGUUUACUGUCUGGGCAAGGCCUAAUAAAAUAAACUCAGCCAAGUAUGCGUUUGAUAUCGGUAGGAAAAUCAUCACCUACUUUGAAGAUUAUUUUGGAGUUCCCUAUCCACUUUCAAAAAUGGAUAUGAUUGCUGUUCCCAACUAUGAAGGUGGUGCAAUGGAAAACUGGGGUCUAAUCACUUAUCGAGAAUCUGCAUUGUUAUGGGAUCCAGAAACUGAUUUAGCCUGGACAAGGUAUUGGGUAGCUAGUAUUGUUUCUCAUGAGCUUGCCCAUCAGGAUGAAGCAUUUCCAUUAUAUGACACACAAACAGCAUUGGCAUUUGAUUCUUCUGCAUAUUCUCAUCCAGUUAUUCACUCUGUUAAUUAUCCUCACGAAAUAGCUGAGAUGUUUGACUCCAUUUCUUACAGUAAAAUGUAUUUGCGACAAAACAAGUACAAAAAUAUAGAUGAUGGAGAUUUAUGGAGUGCUUUAGCUAGAAGUAUUUUUAACUGUAAUCUUAGUUCUGAAACAAAGUCUAACUCAACAGGAAGAUAUCCACUUAGUAAAAGCAGUGAACGUAGCACUUGGUCAACGACUUCUAUACCUAAUGGUGAUGAUCUUCUAACUGUCUCCUAUUCCAAUAGUAAAAUGUGUCUUUAUUAUCCUCCUAAUUCUACUUACCCUGCUGAAAUUAGUUCAAUGACCACAACACUGGAUAUUGAUUGGAAUGAUUGGUAUGUAUUGAAUAUCAAACAAGCUGGAUUUUAUCGAGUUCAUUAUGCAGAUAAUAACUGGCAAUUAUUGACAGAUCAGUUACACAAGGAUCCGAAGGCAAUCCCAGUUUAUUCACGUUUACAAGUGUUGGAUGAUUUGUUCAAUUUGGCCGAGCAUGCCACUGUAUCGUAUACCACCUUCUUAGACAUGACGAAUUAUUUGCACAGAGAGGAUCAUCAUUUAGUUUGGAAACUUACCAGGAGCAUCUUGUUCUAUAUUGAUCGUAUGCUUACAUUUGACAAGAAUUAUGGAACUUUCCAGACAUAUGUACGUUCUCUUCUAAAGGAACCACUUGCAAAUAUGGAUUGGCGAACUUUGAGAGAAGAUAAAAAUAUUGAAAAGUUCAUAGCACCUGGUUUGAGACGAGCUGCUUACUGUACAGCUAUUCGUAUUGGUAAUAAAACGGAAUGGGAGUUUUUAAAACAUCAACUAUUAGUAGAUGAUAUUGAAGAAGUUGAAAAGACAAAUAUUUUGCAUGGAUUAUCCUGCUCCCGUCACGCAGAGACCAUGAAAAUAUUAUUUGAAAUGAUUGAACAAGAUGAAAGUAUAUGGUAUGCUAUUUCUUAUUUCGUUACAUCUCCUAUUGGUAAUCAAAUCUUAUGGGAUCACGUUCAAGAAACACUGAAGUCUGUAGUGGAAAGAACUUCGGAAAGAUGGAUAAAGUAUCAAAAUGUCUAUGCACUAAAAUUAUCUAGAAAAGAUAAAGACGCAAUGGGAGCAGAUAAAUAA
This is a messenger RNA of Heterobilharzia americana, 2049 nucleotides long. NCBI's taxonomy places the organism in Eukaryota, Metazoa, Platyhelminthes, Trematoda, Strigeidida, Schistosomatidae. The record is from the annotation of a GenBank genome assembly.